CGGAGACGGAAUAUUUAGAUGAGCCGUGAUUGACAGCUCCUGUUUCUCCAGCGCUCUCAGAAACUCUCCUGCUCCUUCCAGCAACUCUUCACUCUCCACUCCCGAGCACUACAAACAAACGGACGCUAGGGGAUCUUCAUGACGGCACUCCGCUGAUCGCUCUUCCUCUUUUGCGCUUUUAUUUAUUUUCUUUUAUUAGUUUAUCCCUGCGCGCGCUGGUUAAAUGCGCUGAUUUUAUCGAUCAGCCCGUUCUCUGCCCUCCCGCGUUCCUGUUCUGGAGAAGCUGUAAUAAUGUCCUAUCCUCAGGGUUACCUCUACCAGCCCCCGGGCUCCCUGGCGCUCUACUCCUGUCCGCUGGCCGCCCCGAGGAGCGAGGAGCUGGUCCGGUCCUCGUCCGGUUCAGCGUUCAGCCCGUACCCCGGAUCUGCGGCGUUCACCGCCUCGGCCAACGCGUUCUCCAGCCCUCUGCCCUAUUCCACAGAUCCAGCCACGGGAUUCCCGUCCUACAUGGGCUCUCCGUAUGACGCGCACACCACGGGAAUGGCAGGAGCCAUCAGUUAUCACCCGUACGGGAGCCCCGGGUACCCGUACCAGCUCAACGACCCCGCGUACCGGAAAAACGCCACGCGGGACGCGACGGCGACGCUAAAAGCGUGGCUCCAGGAGCACAGGAAAAACCCUUAUCCCACGAAAGGAGAAAAGAUCAUGCUGGCCAUCAUCACCAAGAUGACCCUCACGCAAGUGUCCACCUGGUUCGCCAAUGCCAGAAGAAGACUCAAGAAGGAGAACAAGAUGACAUGGGCACCACGGAAUAAAAGUGAGGACGAGGACGAGGACGACGGCGAUGGGGAGAGAAAAGACGAGCGCACGGAUAAAAACAUGGACAACAGUGAAGCGUCUGCUGAGGACGAAGGCAUCAGUUUGCACCUGACAGAUCACUCGUGCUCGGUAGAAUCUGACGGCGAGAAGGUCACGUGCAGAACCGGUGACCGGGUUUGUGAUUCUGGACUCGAUAGCAAGGACAAAUGCGACACUGGUGAUCUGGACACGGGCCGCGAGGACAGGCAGAGAGGCCCGUCACCAAAGCAGCUGACCUCUUCUCCUCUGACCGCGGUGGAGGCCCCUCUCUUGACCCAUCAUCACCGAGAGAACAGCACCAACAAAACAUGCCUGGACGGUCAAAACCAAAGCGUCAAGCCUAAGCUCUGGUCAUUAGCCGAGAUCGCCACCUCGGACCCAAAGCAGCAGCAGCAGCAGAACUGUCCCCCGGGUGUUGGCCUUUUGACCUCCACGGCGUCCACCGCGUCUCCAGCGGGCGCAGUGUACCCCGCCACCUCCAUAUUAGGAAGACCGCUUUAUUACACCUCGCCGUUUUAUAGUAGACCUAAUUAUACAAACUAUGGCAACUUCAGCCCGCUGCAGGGCCAAGGGAUACUGCGCUAUAACUCAGCUGGAGAGGGACUCCUGCACAAACAGAGCGGCGAGCCUCUGCUGAAGACCAAUCCAAACCAGACCGAACAACAUUUCAGGGCCUCCAAUGCAGAAUCCAAAAAAGACCCCAACGAGGUUUUCACAGUAAGAGCCCAGUCAUACCUGUCGAGUUAAAGACGAGAAGAUCUUUCAAGUAGGUGUCACAAUUGCUUUGAACAAAGCGACCCCCCACCCCCCACCCCCAUUAGCAUUUGCUCUUACGCGGAUCCUUCUGUGUGCCACUGUACACCCACGGACUACAGAGCACCUGCCUGUAAUAACACGUACGAUUAUGGAAAAGAAAAGAAAAGAAAUGAAAAGAAAAGAAAAUAAUUUUUUAAGGCACAAUAGCCAGUGGGGUUUGGAUGAACUGUUGACUGACUGAUGGAAGUACCUUAUCCCAACACAUGUGACUUUUCGAUGAGGAGACUUAUUUCUCAGGACCCCUGCAGUGGCUUCAGAGCCCCCAGUUGUACACAGGCGCGUGGGACAUUAGCCUCCUGUCAGACUUUCAGUGCUAGAGGUGUGAAGUGUAAACGAGAACUCGGGACUGGUAUAAACUUGACUAAGAGUGGAAUACAUUUGAUAUUUAUUUUUCUAAUGCCUAUAAUUUAUGCAAGUUGUAUUGCAAUGGUAUUUGAACAUUGUUUUGUUAAUAAAUCAUGAUUGGUUUUUAUUUAAAAAGCCGAAGUUACGCACUGUUGUUAACAAGGAGACUUUUACUAAUUUAUAUCUCUGAUUGUAAAUAAAAUGCGCUAGUCUGCACUGGCACCAUUUGGACUGCCCUGUUUUUCAAAAC
Messenger RNA from Cyprinus carpio (common carp), 2269 nucleotides. RefSeq names its product iroquois homeobox 2a. Gene Ontology annotation, molecular function: RNA polymerase II cis-regulatory region sequence-specific DNA binding; DNA-binding transcription factor activity, RNA polymerase II-specific. Gene Ontology annotation, cellular component: nucleus. NCBI's taxonomy places the organism in Eukaryota, Metazoa, Chordata, Actinopteri, Cypriniformes, Cyprinidae. Gene Ontology annotation, biological process: cell development; regulation of transcription by RNA polymerase II; neuron differentiation. The record is from RefSeq and is a predicted model, not a curated record.